AUGGAUUAUCUCUUCUGGAGGAAAAACAAUAUUGUUGAACCUGAAUUAGACAGUGAUCCUUAUCCUUGGAUAAUUUGGUACAUUUGGAAUGCCCGUAAUGACAAGCUCUUUAGAGGGAUAGACAGAGAUCUAUUGGAGUUAGUUCGUUAUGCAGAGAGUGAAUGUCAAGCAUGGUUUAAUGCAAAUGAGAAGGUGCCGCCAAUUGUACAAGAUCACAGCACUGAGGAACCUCAAAUCUUAAGCUUGAACAUAGAUGGGUCAUGGACACCCACAGCUCAGUUCAGUGGAUGUGGAUGGGUAUGGAUGGACAGCAUUGGAAAUGCUUAA
Brassica oleracea var. oleracea is the source of this 327-nucleotide messenger RNA. RefSeq lists its product as uncharacterized. The transcript has a single exon. Bases 1 to 327 code for a protein of 108 amino acids. The record is from RefSeq and is a predicted model, not a curated record. Lineage: Eukaryota; Viridiplantae; Streptophyta; Magnoliopsida; Brassicales; Brassicaceae.